Messenger RNA from Suillus plorans, 180 nucleotides. RefSeq lists its product as uncharacterized. The annotation marks the transcript as partial. Gene Ontology annotation, biological process: negative regulation of transcription by RNA polymerase II; positive regulation of transcription by RNA polymerase II. The transcript has 2 exons. Lineage: Eukaryota; Fungi; Basidiomycota; Agaricomycetes; Boletales; Suillaceae. The record is from RefSeq and is a predicted model, not a curated record. Gene Ontology annotation, molecular function: zinc ion binding; DNA-binding transcription factor activity, RNA polymerase II-specific; RNA polymerase II cis-regulatory region sequence-specific DNA binding.
ACUCCUUUGUGGAGGAAGGACGAUGAAGGCAAGACCGUUUGCAACGUAUGUGGCCUCUACUAUAAGCUUCACGGCUCUGCUCGUCCCAUUAGUAUGAAAUCCGAUAUUAUUCGGAAGCGCUCUCGACACGACGCUCGUGCGCCACCAGUCCCUGUAGCUAUAAUGCAUCAAGUCUGCUAA